CACGGCCUGAAUGCCAAUCUCCUCCGCCUGGCAGAGUGUCUGGAGCCACAGGAGGCUUGCCACGUCGUCGACCCCUGGGCCCGGCCUGCGCUACGUCGCUCGUGAAGCGGGAUACCGAGAGUAUUUAGCAUUGUGCAUUGCCCAGAGCGAGAGUCAGCCGGAGCACUGAUAUUUCUGCUCACACAUCUCCAGACUCAGCUACAUAUGAGUAGUAGCCGUCGGGGGCUGCCCACUAACACCACCACCACCUUUGAGCGCAUGGUGUCAAAGUGAACAGGGACAAGACAAAGGAUAUUCAUUAGCCCCACCACUUGGCAUCGACCCGCGCUUUGAUUCAUUCAGGCUGUUUCAAUGGCUAGUCCCAGCCAUCGCCGCUUUGGCUCUCAAGGCCAGCGCCAAAGUCUCGUCCACAACGAUGGCCUCGAACCCGGGCCUGUUUAUAACAAGACCUACGGCGCUGAAGAGACGCUUCCUCCCCCAAACACCACCAGCAACGAAUACAAACGAACCCAGUGGCGGCGCAGUGGUGAAGGCCAAGGCCAAGACAUGAAGCUCUUUAGGAUCAAGUCCGGUGGCGAAAGUGGCCGCAACGGCAUUCAUCCCUGGCACUUCUUCAGAAUUUGCUUCCGCUCUUCUUGCAAAGCCAGCGCAGCCGUCAAUAUCCUCUGGCCUAUUGUUCCCGUUGCUUUGGCUGUUCGGUAUUCUUUGCCACAACAACAUGUUCUCAUUUUCACCCUCUCCUACAUUGCAAUGGCCCCUUGCGCCAACCUAAUCGGAUUCGCUGGCCAAGAGCUUGCUCGCAAACUCCCCCAUGUUCUCGGCGUCCUUAUUGAGACGACGGUCGGCUCUAUCGUCGAGAUCAUCCUCUUCAUGGUUCUACUCUCCAUGAAUCAGUUUCUUGUCAUAAAAGCCGCCAUCCUCGGUUCGAUUUUAGCCACUAUGCUUCUCUGCUUGGGCCUCUGCUUUUUCGUCGGAGGAUUAUACCAUGAGGAACAGAGCUUCAGCGAUACUAUUAGCGAGGCAGGCAGUGGUUUACUUCUCACAGCCGGCGUGGCAUUAGGCAUUCCCACAGUCUUUCAGCGAGGACUUCCAGAAUCCAAUUUGACACCUGAAGAGAUGGCCCACAAGACCCUAAGCAUCUCGCGAAUUGUAUCCGUCCUGCUCAUCAUUGCAUACUGCGUUUUUGUCUUUUUUCAAGCCCGGACGCAUCACGGUCUCUACCAUGACAUUUUCGAAAUGGACGAAGAGCGUGACCGCGACGGUCACAAGGACGCCGCCAAGGACAAGCUCACCCUGAUAGAAUGUCUCAUUGCGCUAAGCGUUGCCGUUGCUCUUGUUACUUUGAUUGCAAUCACCCUUGUCUUGCAAAUCGAGCCCAUCAUUGAGCACUCAAGGGUGUCUGACGCUUUCAUGGGUCUUAUUCUGGUUCCUUUCGUCGAGAAAUUCGCCGAGCAUAUCACCGCUAUUGACGAGGCGUGGGACAACCAGAUGAACUUUGCGCUGUCGCAUGUCCUGGGCGCCACUCUUCAGACGGCCCUAUUGAACGCACCCCUGGUCGUCGUCGUGGCUUGGGGCCGUGAUAAGGCUCUGGAUCUAGACUUUGGCAUCUUUGACCUCGUCAUGCUUAUUCUCGCCAUUCUAACUGUUGGUCGAUUUUUGCAAGAUCAGAAGAGCAACUAUCUUGAAGGUUUUCUCUUGGUGGUUCUUUACGUGGCUAUCGCCGUCUCUGCUUGGUACUAUCCGAAUCCAGCCCACGGAGGAGCCGAAGGGUCUGGCUCUGCAGAAGGUGUAGAAGCUGGCGAGAAAUUCCGCCUUUUUUGAUGUGGUCCACGUGUUUCUGCAGCUCAGCAUGGCAACACUACUUAAACACUAGACUUUUGUGAAGGGGAAUUUCGAGAAAUUUUUUUUUAAGACUUACGAGACCAUAUAUGGCGUUGGAUGAGAUAGUUACACGGCAUACAUAAGGGUUCAGAUCUUGCGCUCAAGGGGCGUCCACUGGUUUCCUACUUACUGUUCGUAUGCGCUUUUUUUUUUUUUUUUUGCUUUUUUUGAUAAGAACGAUAUGAAUUUACUAAAAAUUGCACAACCAACUUCCAGCUGCGAUGCUUUGGAAUUUGAAUUCGAGAACAGGCAUGUGAUGAUGCCUUGACCUACCCUAUAAAGUGAUGGGAUUUUGUAAUCUUAAAAAGGAGCACUUACCAAGGUACUAUAUUGGGUAAGAAUAAUAGGCAUUUAUGUUGUGGUAGUAUGUUUCUCUUUUAGACUCUUGUCUUAUCGCUUUGCAUAACGGAUAACUCUGUAGCUGCCUAGGUAUCAUGUGCAGUAGAAGAUCAUGACGCCCCUGUGGUGCUACCUAUCACCAUCAUAUCAGGCUGUUGUUAUUGAUCGGAUUGGCUCACAUGUUGGAAAUGAAUGCCCGUUACCACUCUUGGUUUAGCGUGCAGCAAUCGGGCUAAGCGAGAUCUCGCAGCCACAUUGUUCCGGCGCGCCAGUGCUAGCGCGUGGCUGACUCAGCGCUGCAUCUGUUGAAUUAAGCUCUCAAUGAUGAUGGCAUUAUCGGCCAAAUAGGAAUUUCGCUGUAUCAGAGUUCUUUAGCCAUUUCGCAUAGCUUAGCCUUGCGUCUAUCUUGUGGCUGCAAACGUCCAAAAGGUUGAAAGUUCUGAUUACUUGGCCCACUGCUUCGCGCUAUAAACCCUCUUGUCCGACCUGUCUUCUCGGACGCACCGAUGCUGCUGGAUCGCCUUGCCCAACAACAGUGCCAUAUUUUAGGGCAGUACAUCCCUUAGCAGCCCGGCGUCACGCUCGAAUGUAGUACCUCGAAUAGAAUCGGCUGUCGCAAUCCAGACUCAACGAGCGGGUUGCCAUGGAUCGUACGAGGAAGCGUAUGUGCUGUGUUUGCGACCCUGCCGCCCACCACUUUAUGGGCUAACAGUGAAUGUUAGGAGAGCUUCGAGCUCUUAACGAAAAGGCCUGGGAUGGCGACAAGGGCCUCAUCAUCAUCAGCGGCUCACUUGACUCGUCUCUCAAGAAGAAUACCGCCUUUAUAAAAAGGCUUCGAACCGCGAUUAGCGCUGCGACCCUCUCGACCUUUCUGCAAGAAAUCCGAACUCUUAGCUUGCAUAAGUAUCUUUCCGAGAUCAUAUCUGCAUGCUAUGAAGGGCUUUGUAGACUUAAAGCUCCAGGCGAGGUUGAGGCGGCGGUCGAAAUUGUGAGCGCGCUCCAUCAACGGUUCGGCCCUACCGAAUUCACCGAAUACCUUACCUGGCUGCUUGGCAAGGGCAUGGCCACGCCAGACAAGGGCAUUCUCAAAAGUUUGCCGGCAGAGGUGCGCGAGAAAGAGGAGAAAGAGCGCAUCACCCGACAGCGUGCUCUUCUUAGGGUGAUUACGGAACUCUGGCUUGUUGGCGUGCUGAGGACGCUCGAUGAUGCGAGCAAACCAGAUGAUGCUACCAAAGGCGCUACUGGCAAAGCUCCAGAGCUGAAGACUCGGAAUAGCUCCAAAGUUGGCGGCUCUGCGGACCCGUUUCCCCUCGAAGUCUUGAAAGACUUGCUCGGUUAUGAUAGGGAGCACGCUAAUUUGCCGCUGCUUGUCAUCUUUGUCAAAGCAUUUAGCUGGGACAUUCUGGGGAUCCGAACCACUACGCCUGAAAGCCGCAAGCCUGGAGAUGAUGAUAGUUUGCCAGUCACGGACGAUACAAAGGACCUUUCCGCCGAAGACCAGCCAUUUACUUCUCCCGAACUAGCGGACAAGUUUAAAGAAAUCUUGAAAAAGUACUUCGACGAUGUUGCGAAUCACAUUGUCCGUGACCAAAAAUCCAUCCAUCUCCAAGCACGGCGCAACGCGGAGGCCUAUGUUAAGUCUGGAGAGGUCUUUGAAGAUAGGCAAGCUAAUUACGAGAAACAAGUGAAAGCUCAAGAUAGGCUGGUUGCGAAUGCCCAAGUAAUAGCAGACGCAAUUGGCGCGGAGAUGCCCAACCUAAAAGACUCCAAUGAUCCUCUUGCAGCUUCAAACAACUCCAUAGGCUUGGUCAAGACUGGCGACUACCUGCGAUCUAUGGCAGACGGCGCUGGCAUUUGGGAAGAUGAAGAUGAACGCCGGUUCUACGAAAACUUAGUGGACCUCAAGGGAAAGAUUCCGGCUAUUCUUCUAGAAGAUGGCAAAAAGAAGAAAACAGAGACCGAAGAACAGCCUGCCAAGAAGCCAGACUCUGCCGAAAGCUCAGAACCUAUAAAGGCUGCGGAACCCAUUGAUGAUCAAUCAAUGGCUAUUGCCAAUAAAACCAUCGGAGCACAGGUAGAUGCUAUCUUGGCUCGUCUGCCAGACCUUACAAACAAAGAGAUUAUUGACCAGACGGCCAUUGAUUUCUGUUUUCUCAACUCCAAAGCGUCGCGCAACCGACUCGUCAAGGCUCUGACGGAGGUUCCCAAGGGGAGAAGCGAUUUGCUGCCAUCCUGGGCUCGUCUGGUUGCUACCUUGGGCAGAUAUAUGCCAGACGUGCCCAAAGGUUUGGUCGAUUAUCUGGACGCGGAGUUUCGUAGUCUACAGCGACGCAAGGAAAAGGACUUUUUGGGCCAAGUCCGGUUGAGCAAUAUUCGGUAUCUGGCCGAGCUCACAAAGUUUGGAGUAGUCCCCGAGCAUGUGGUUUUCCACUGCCUCAAGGUUAGUCUUGAUGACUUUUCUCGGAUGAAUAUCGAGAUUUUGUGCAAUUUAAUUGAGAAUUGCGGCCGGUAUCUCCUCAGGAACCCUGAAACUGCGCCGAGGAUGGCAAGCUUUCUUGAGACGCUGCAGAGGAAGAAGUCUGUACAGCAUAUUGGCCAGCCAGAGCGGAUGCUCAUUGAUAAUGCGGUGUAUCACGUUGAUCCCCCAGAGCGACCUGCUAUUGAGCAGAAAGAGCGAACUCCAAUGGAGCUCUUUAUCCGAAAGUUAAUCUAUGGAGACAUGACUAAACGGAAUUACAGCAAGAUCUUGAAGCAGAUUCGCAGACUCCAUUGGGAGGAGGCAGAGGUUGUUGCCAUUCUAGAAAAAGUAUUUUCUAAGCCUGGAAAAGUGAAAUAUGGGAACAUUCAUCUUCUUGCCAUACUAUUGAGCGCCCUUUACCGGCAUCAUCCGCAUUUUGUGGUUAAAAUCAUUGAUAACGUUCUAGAGUCUAUUAGUUUCGGACUAGAACAAAACGACUUUAGGUUUUCCCAGCGCCGCGUUGCUGAAGUCAAGUAUCUCGGCGAGCUCUACAACUAUCGCAUGCUGGAACAUCCAGUGAUUUUUGACACCAUGUACAAAAUCGUCCUAUUUGGAUAUAACGGGCCACCUGUAACUGGCAAAUACAAUCCUUUUGACCUCGUGGACGACUAUUUUCGGAUCCGUCUUAUAUCUAUCAUGCUGGAAACCUGUGGGAUGUUUUUCAAUCGGGGUGCUGCAGGCAAAAAGCUUGACUACUUCUUAUCAUUCUUCCAGUAUUACGUCCACACGAAAUAUCCCCUGCCCCUGGAUAUCGAGUUUCUUGUGCUUGAUACCUUUGCAUUAACCCGACCCCAGUGGAAAUUUGUAGAGGAUAUUGAGGAGGCGACUAAAGCUUUUCAGCUUGCCAUCUCCCAAGACCAGAAGACUGCGGGUGUUGACAAGGUUAUUGAAGCAGAUGAUGCUACAAGUGGCCCAUCUUCCGAAGAUGAAAAUGGGGACAUGGACGACGUGGAAGCGGAUGGCGAUGGCGAUGAUGAAAGCGCCUCCGAGGAGGAAGAAGAAGCAGAGGAUGGUGAUAAUGGCUCAACUCACGAAAGCGAGUAUGACGAGGCGAUAAUUGUCACCAGACAAGAGGAAGUUGUAGAUCCCGAAGACGAGGCCGAAUUUGAGCGAGAGUAUGCGAAAAUGAUGGCGGAAAGCCUCGAGUCCCGCAAGUUCGAGCGCAAACAAUUAUUCGAUGUGCCACUUCCUGUGCGGUCUAGAAAUCGCGAGCCAUCGAUGUCUACUGGCUCUGGAGAGACGGGACAGAGCGGCACUAUGGCCUUUUCCCUGAUGACCAAGAGAGGCAAUCGACAACAGACUCGCACCGUUGAACUCCCUUCGGACUCGACGUUUGCAAUUGCUAUGAAGACACAGCAACAGGCAGAAAGAGAGGAGCAGCAACGAAUAAAGAACCUUGUGCUUAAUUAUGAUCUUCAACAAAGCGAUGAUCAAGAGGGUAACGAGCGGCCAACAACGUUCUAUCAUAACCGGGUAGAGAAACCGAAUAAAGACCGAGGCCAACGCGUUCGGAAGCUUCAGCUGAGCGAUGUGGACUGGUAGAGUAUUACAAUGACAGCCAGUCACGAUGGCGACGUACGAUACAGCUACUCUGCGCUGUGAAGUUGGGCGUCAAGCGGUAAUAAAACUUGAGCCUCAUCGGGGCAUACCUAACCUUGUUGUGCCCCGCCACUUUCGGAAAGGAAAUGAGGAAAUAGCG
Trichoderma atroviride IMI 206040 is the source of this 6437-nucleotide messenger RNA. NCBI's taxonomy places the organism in Eukaryota, Fungi, Ascomycota, Sordariomycetes, Hypocreales, Hypocreaceae. The record is from RefSeq and is a predicted model, not a curated record.